Molecule: messenger RNA, 2494 nt
Organism: Eriocheir sinensis (Chinese mitten crab)
Lineage: Eukaryota; Metazoa; Arthropoda; Malacostraca; Decapoda; Varunidae
Product: la-related protein 6-like
Exons: 1
Coding region: 333-1541 (402 amino acids)
Biological process (GO): RNA processing
Cellular component (GO): nucleus
Molecular function (GO): mRNA binding
Source: RefSeq, a predicted model, not a curated record
GCUGUGGUGGUGGUGGUGGUGACUGCGGCGGACAUGCCCUAAUAAGGCGAAGCGUGUCAGUGGGCUGCGAGCCGUGAUGGCGGGGACGGGAGGGCGGCGGGCGUGGUGGUCGCGGCGUGCUGGGAGUGGCUAAAGUGAGGAAGCCUUACAAGGUCUCCAUUAGUUGGAUCGAGAGAUCCUGUUAGUGACGCGGCACGCUCACGCCACGUCGCUGCCGCUAUAUAAGUGCUGACCUUCAGUGGUCCACGUUCUAUUCCUCCGCCGGCCAGCACGACCCGCCCACGACGCCUGCUUCGAGUACCCGACUCAGUGCCCCGCCAGGACCGACAAGUAUGAUGACCCAGGACUUCGACGACAACGUUACCGGGAGUCCCGACAGCGGCGUAGAGGAGUCCCUCGGGGAGUCCUUCAUGCGCCUGGCUUUGGACGGCAGCUUGACUCCCGAAAGCCUCGAGGAUGACAGUCUUCAGGAGCCCGACAACACCAACGUCUCUGGCAAGGGUAAGUCGAUGACCCACCAGACGUCCGUCAGCUCGGAGGAGACGCUUCCUUCGGGCACGGAGGACCAGGAGGUGACGAACAAUGGCCUUCUCAGCCGCGAGGAGCGGGUGGUGGCCAUCAAGGAGAUGCUGGAGAUCUACUUUAGCGACAACUACCUCACGAGGGACAUCUUCCUCCUCAAGCAUUUCCGACGCAGCAAAGAGGGCUGGAUAUCCUUGAAGUUCAUGGCGGCCUACAAGAGGAUCAAGCGGACCACCAAGUGCCUGGAGGAGGUGAAGGAGGCGGCGCAGGCGUCGCCGCUGCUGCAAGUCAACGCGGAGGGCAACAAGGUGCGUCGCCUGGCGCCCAUGCCUGCCUGCAUCGACGAGUACAUCCCAACCCGCAUGACGCUCGUGGGGGAGCUCCCUCGCGAUCUACGAAACCUGACGGCCCUGUCCAAGUACAUGGCCAGCUAUGGCACCAUCGCCUCCAUCCAGCUGAUGCGGCCAGGCGUAACGCCGCCAGAAAUACUGCGCGAGACGGUGCAGAACUUCGUCAAGGUGCGGGACCAGUGGUGCGCGCUUAUCGAGUUCGACGAGAUCACAGCGGUGGAGAAGCUGAUGGACAUAAUCAACAGCGGGAUGGAGGACUCAGGCCUCAGCUGGGCCAUGGAACUCAUCAUGCCCUGGCGUACCGGCAAGGCCCUCGACUACUCCAGCAACUUAAACAAAAACCGGUGCAUGUCAUGCUCCUCCUCGGGCUACUCCUCGCCCUGCCUCACGCCAGACCAGUCCCCAAGUGUGGUCGGCCGACCAACCCGGGUGCGCGGCUACACCAAGCGGGAGAGGAUGGUGAUGCAGCAGGGCGCGCCGUGCCACUCCUACGUGUGCCAGCACCCUGCGGCCAUCCCGUCACCCAUGACGUCCCGCAAGUACUACUGUCGCGGGACUCAGAUCAUCAGCCCCGGGGAGAGGGGGAGCCCGUCGCCGAGGCGCUCACCCAUCAUGACCGAGGCCAGCAGGAGCGUCAACUGGCGCGCGCCGGCGCUGCCCGCUCAGUGACGGCCGCCGGCCCACGGCAGCAUUGGAUCCUGCUCUCAUGGCUUCCUUGAAACGCAACAUUUCAGUGUGAUAACCUUCGGCCGUGAUCCAGUUGACGCAACGCAACAAUAGGUAUAAGGCGAGAUUGUCCCAAGAGAAGUAUGAAGCCGAUGACAACACAGCGGAGUCUUGAAAGCUGAGCUUCGCCUGUGUGCGUGUGUCGCUGACGUCGUCAUCAAUACCAACAAGAGGAGCAGAGUCUCUAGCAAAAACAAUUCCAUGAUUACUAGUGUUGAACGCACAGUCGAUUGACUUCAUUCAAAUCGUUGAUCUAUUUUCAAAUGGCAUCAUUAGGCAAACGUUCCUGUGUUAAUGCAUCUCUUAGGAUAAAAUUCAGAUAAAUUCUACACAUUUACCACACUAUUCUAUAAGCCUCGGAGGUGUUGCUAUGCAACAGUUCCUUACCUGUUAUAUACGUGUACUAGUAGUCCGAGUUAGAAAAGCUAUAACCAGGGUAACUGUGAUUUUCUUUCUUAUAAAUAUUUUAAAGCUAUUUAUUAUAAAUAAGUUUUAUCUAAGUAAAGUAAAUUCUACAGAAAUCUUUCAUUCAGAUAAAGUCGCUAGACCAUCAUAAAACAUAAUCACUUCAUCAUCUAGUUCACUCAUAUUUUAAUAUUUCACUACAAUAAACAAUCGUGAUAUUGAGCAUCACAAAAUUUUUAUCUAACCCUAUUGUAACGAUCCCAAAGAAUGCUUGAUAAACUGGUCACACCAGCACCCACAGACAGGAUGAAGCCCGAUCAACGCCCGCUUGAUGGGCGCUCAUCUGACGAACACGUGAACCAGCAUCAUUGAGCAAGUCCCCCCCGCCCCCCUCCGUCCGUGGAUGGCAAGUUGUCAGCUGUCAUUCCAGUGUCUCCCUCUCCUUCCCCAUUUACUGACAGAUUCUAAUCUCAAUAAAAUAUUAAAAGCUA